AAUUACAAGUUACGUAAUAUAAGAUUUUAUUGUCAUUUAAGCUAAAGCGGAAAUGACAAGCAGGUGUUUUCUAAAUAAUUGAGUUAAUCGGGUAUCUGAUUGGUCAAUAAAAUGUAAAUACGCCAUUCACCAAUCAAAGUUAAAAACCGAAAACCCGUAUGACCUCCUGACCCUUGUUGGUCACGUGACUUAAUUUCCCGCCGUUUUAAAACCUCAUUGUACACAACAGGCUUUCAUUCCAAUUUUUCAACUCUAAAUUUAUAAGUACAUUUUACAAGAUGCCUCCCCGAGAUUAUACCGAAGAAAAGAACAAAAUUAGUACUUUUUUGAGAGAAUUUUACACAGACAGCAAAGAUGGAGGAAAAGACUUUGUGUAUGGUCAACAAUUGACAAAAAUUGCCCACAGAGAACAAGUUGCAUUAACUAUUGAUCUUGACCAUGUAUUUGAACAUGAUCCAGAUUUAGCAGAGGCAGUUGUAGAAAAUGCUCGGCGAUAUGUAACCCUUUUUGCUGAUUCUGUUUCUGAUAUUUUACCAGAUUAUAAAGAAAGGGAGGUUGUUUAUAAAGAUUCACUAGAUGUAUAUAUUGAGCAUAGAUUGUUGAUGGAGACAAGAAAUCACCCUGAUGGACCAGAAAUAACUAGAGAUCCCAAAAAUAAAUAUCCCUCAGAAUUAAUGAGACGAUAUGAAGUGUAUUUUAAAGCUGUAUCUAAUCAGAAACAUGUAGCUAUACGAGAUGUAAAAGCUGAGAAUAUUGGUGAAUUAUGUUGUGUUAAGGGUAUUGUUACCAGAGCUACAGAAGUUAAACCUAUGAUGGUUGUUGCUACUUAUACUUGUGAUAUAUGUGGCAAUGAAACAUACCAACCGAUUAACUCACCAUCUUUCAUGCCGUUGAUAAUGUGUCCAAGUCAAGAUUGUACAACUAAUAAAUCUGGUGGACGUUUAUAUCUACAAACUAGAGGUUCAAAGUUCGUCAAAUUCCAGGAAAUCAAAAUCCAGGAACAUAGUGAUCAAGUUCCGGUAGGAAAUAUACCAAGAAGUAUGACAUUAUUUUGUCGUGGUGAAACAACCCGUCUAGUCCAACCUGGUGAUCAUGUCAGUGUUACUGGUAUUUUUAUGCCAAUGUUAAAAACAGGCUUCCAAGGAAUGGCACAAGGACUUUUAUCUGAUACUUAUCUAGACUCACAUAGAUUGAUUAAAAUGAACAAAACUGAAGAUGAUGAACUGGAAGCUGCUGAAUUAACAGAAGAAGAACUCAAACAGUUAGCAGAGGACGAUUUCUAUGAUAAAUUAGCUAGUAGUAUAGCACCUGAAAUCUAUGGACAUGAAGAUGUGAAGAAAGCUCUGUUGUUAUUGUUAGUUGGUGGUGUAGAUAAAUCACCUAGAGGCAUGAAAAUAAGAGGGAAUAUUAAUAUCUGUUUAAUGGGAGAUCCUGGUGUGGCUAAAAGUCAACUGUUAUCUUAUAUUGAUAGAUUAGCACCUAGAAGUCAGUAUACAACAGGUCGAGGUUCAUCAGGAGUAGGAUUAACAGCAGCUGUAAUGAAAGAUCCUCUAACAGGAGAGAUGACAUUAGAGGGAGGUGCAUUAGUAUUAGCUGAUCAAGGUGUUUGUUGUAUUGAUGAGUUUGAUAAAAUGAUGGACGGUGAUAGAACAGCUAUACAUGAAGUAAUGGAACAACAGACUAUUUCUAUUGCUAAGGCUGGUAUUAUGACAAGUUUAAAUGCUAGAGUAUCGAUCUUAGCUGCAGCUAAUCCAGCUUAUGGUAGAUAUAAUCCAAAAAAAACUGUAGAACAGAACAUCCAGUUACCUGCUGCUUUGUUAUCUAGGUUUGAUCUUCUCUGGUUAAUCCAAGAUAAAGCAGAUAGAGAAAAUGAUUUAAGAUUGGCUCAGCAUAUUACCUAUGUACAUCAACACAAUGUACAUCCACCAUGUCAGUUUACACCACUUGAUAUGAAACUUAUGAGACGAUAUAUUGCUCUAUGUAAGAAGAAACAACCCACAGUACCUGAAGGGUUAGCUGAAUAUAUAACUAGUGCUUAUGUUGAGAUGAGAAAAGAAGCUAGAAAUAAUAAAGAUAUGACUUUCACUAGUGCUAGAAACUUGUUGGCUGUAUUACGUCUUUCUACAGCUCUUGCUAGAUUGAGAUUAGCAGAUGCUGUAGAGAAGGAAGAUGUUAAUGAAUCUAUGAGAUUAAUGGAGAUGUCACGAGACACACUUAAUUCACAAACUGACUUAACAAAAAGACCACAGAAUAUUACAGAUCAGAUAUUUGCUGUUAUACGUGAGAUGGCACCAGAUAAGGGAGUUAAAUCAGUAAAGAUAGCUGAUAUAAUGGAACAGUGUACAUCUAAAGGCUAUAAACCAGAUGCUGUAGAUGAAUGUAUUGAAGAAUAUGAAGAAUUAAAUGUAUGGCAAGUCAAUCAGGCUCGAUCCAAAUUAACAUUUGUCUAAAUGCCCAGUGCUACGAGGAAGGACUGGAUUGAGAUUGUGUUUUUUCAAUAUUGUAAAUAGAACAAAAUAUACUAUUAUAUAUGUAAAUAUAAAUCAUGAUUUCUUGUAGAAUAUCUUAUAAUGGAACUUCUAGAUGUAUGUUAAAUUGUUAGGUUAUAUUAAAACAACGAUAAACAAGUGUAAUUCUAUCAAGGUUUGUUUCUUUAAUUAUUGCAUAGUUGUACUUCUAAGUUGUGUUUUAUCCAAAAGCUUUCUUAAGUUACAGUACUUCAAGGAUAUCUGUUUGCACAUUUUUAGUUUUUCUAUUAAAAUUAACUGUUCCGAUAGUUCUUAAACUAUUUUGUGUAUAAAUACAUUGUACACAUUUGUUAUGUAACAGAUUGUCCAAUAUUGUUCUCUAGAUUGUUUACAAUGGUCUACUGUUCUAAGUGCUAUCUUUUCAUCAUUUAUAUUUUUAUAUCUGAUAAACUGGUGUUUUAAUCAUGAUCAUAUUUCCAUGUCUCCAUUUAGCCUCUGUGUUCAAAAUGCAAUUACUGCCUUAUUUUAAGAUUAAUCUUGUUGACAAACUGUAUUAUAUGCAUCAUGUUUUUAUUUUUAUGUAAUUAAAAUGGUUUUAUUGAC
Molecule: messenger RNA, 3071 nt
Organism: Patella vulgata (common limpet)
Lineage: Eukaryota; Metazoa; Mollusca; Gastropoda; Patellidae
Product: DNA replication licensing factor mcm7
Exons: 17
Coding region: 279-2450 (723 amino acids)
Biological process (GO): double-strand break repair via break-induced replication; DNA replication initiation; DNA replication
Cellular component (GO): nucleus; MCM complex
Molecular function (GO): ATP binding; single-stranded DNA helicase activity; ATP hydrolysis activity
Source: RefSeq, a predicted model, not a curated record